AUGCAAAUUGACGAAACUAAUGAUACGGUAACACAGAUGAUUGAUAACGAUGUGCAAUAAUAGUAGAAGGAGGCAGAGAAUAACCAGCAAGACAAUUAGCAAGAGGUUAUUGAACAACAGAGUCUUGAAUAAUAUUAGGAAUCAAAUGAAAUUCUCCUGAAACAAAUGGACGAUGAUGAACCUAUAUUCAUCCUAGUGAGCAACCCUUCGGAAGUUAAGUCUUCUUCGAUGAAUAAAUUCCUCGUUUACACAGUGAAGGGCAAAGAUGCCUUGGGAAAUUUUGAAGUUCAGAGGAGAUUCAAUGAGUUCUACACAUUGAGAGAAUCAUUAUUGCAAAUUUGGCCAGGUUUGUACAUACCACCCUUGCCAGAUAAAUUAGUAAAUCCAACAGGGGAUCAAUUAUUAGAGAGAGUCAGAUUAUUGAAUAUCUUUGUGAUGAAGAUGGCACAGAUAAAGUAUUUAUAUUAUUCGGAGGAAUUUGUGUAAGUAUUUCUGAGAUCAUCAUAAGCGGAUGUUUGUAAAUAAAUUCAAAGUUUACCUAAGCCUAACAUCAGAUCACAGAUUGAGAAAUUCAAGCAUAUUUUUGAGUUGGACUAAGUUCAAGAACCAGAUGCCAAUUCGAUUAAUAAGAUUAAUCAGAUGCAAAGGUUUUGUAAAUAAUCUCAACAAUUGUUGAUCAAAUUAUUUGAUUAAGCCAAAGGAUUGAGUGGAAGUAAAAGGUGUUUGAAGGAACUGUUCCAUUCAUUUUUCGGAUAUGGAUUGCAGGAAUUCGAAUAACAAGUAUUGCGACCUUGUUUAGAGAAUGAGAAGCAACUCAUUUUAACAAAUCCUGAUGCUUAGGAGUUGAAAUCCACUUUGGAUUAUUUAAAAGACCAAAAUCAGAUAUCUUUGGAUAAAAUUUAAGACUUGAUAUCAACAGAAUAAAGGGAUAUGGAAGCAUUUUUAUAAGGCUUUUAAUCGAGAGAAUCAUUGUUGCUCACAAAGUCAAAGGUCGAGAACAAGUUAAGAGAUUAACAGGAACAAUUAACAAAAGUGAUGAUUGCAAAAGGAGGCAGUUUUGGUAAAACCUAGGAGGAACAACGUUAGAAGAUUGAAUUACAGAUAAUUGAAAGUUAAAACGAUGUAGACUCGUACAAAUAUUAUUAUCAAAUGGUAACCCAUGUUUUGACAACCAAAGCCAUUGACAAGUUCAAGAAGGACAAACAUGAAUCAUACAGGAGAAUCGUUAGAGAUUUAGCAUAAUUGGAAAUAGAGAGCAAUUAAGUUAUGUAAGAGGUCUGGACCAGAAUUAUAAGUCUGGCCGAGUCACUAAGAGUGAAGGAAUGA
This is a messenger RNA of Paramecium tetraurelia, 1326 nucleotides long. RefSeq lists its product as uncharacterized. The transcript is spliced from 5 exons. Gene Ontology annotation, molecular function: phosphatidylinositol binding. Lineage: Eukaryota; Ciliophora; Oligohymenophorea; Peniculida; Parameciidae. The record is from RefSeq and is a predicted model, not a curated record.